ACAAGAUCUGGCAUAAUCGGAGCAUUUCAUCAUAAUGCCAACAACUUUGAGAGUAAGUUGUUCAAUGGAGAGGAAUAGCAAGAAAAUGGCAAAAACUUUGAAAAUCUUCAACCACUUAUUUAAGCAAAAACGUCAAGAUCGACAAGAAGAAAGUUUGGUGAAUCAUAUGAGUUCAGAGCCCCCUGAGCCUGCAGAUGAAAAUCCCAUACAACAACCUGGUUGCCUCAUGAACACAACAGAUCAGUUUGGUGCAGAUCCCCAAAUGUACACUCAAGACUCAAUUCAGGAGCUAAAAGAUGCAGCUGAGCAGGUAAAACAGUGUGGUAUCACACCUGAUGAAAAUGGGGGCUCUGGCAGCUACUCUCAGUGCAGCUUGAAAGAGUACCUCAAAGCAGUGGAAAGGUUUGCUGAUAACAACUUUCCUGCACUGCCAACAAACUCACAGUCACACCCUGGGGAAUACCUGAAUGUCGCUAUGGAUAUGAUAUGUAGCAGGGUGAUUGGAUUAGUUCCAGUCUUGGAGGAUUCAGGACUAUUGAGUUACCUGUGGGACAGUUAUAAUCGCCGCCUGUUUGACAUGUUGCAUCUGUUAAUGGAUAGAUGUUCAUCAGUGAAAGACUCCUUCUUCCUUCUACAAUGGGUGAAAAAUGCAUACUUUAGGCAGGGCCAUAAAGGAUGCCUGAGCACACAGAAGGAUGGUUUACUCGGUGUAUCGGACCCUUACUUGCUGGCUGAUUGGUUGGACUAUUCAAAGCAGAAACUCCUCACACUCCUUCAAGACAAUAUCUCGACUACCCUGCACAACAUCUUGCAACAUGAUGAGCCUGUUUGUGAUGACAGCAAUGAGGAGGCUUUCAUGAAAGUCCAACUUGAUGUUAUACAGUGUCUGAAUGCUCCCAUUCAGGCAAGUAAAACAGUCAGCCACAUGCUUACAACUGCUGUACAAAGACUUUGUUGUGAUGAACUUCACAGUUUCAUACAGAGGUAUAUGAGUGCACAAAAGGCUGAUGAGGCAAAUUUACUACAUCACUUCAGGACAAUUUAUACAUGUAGGCAACUCAGGUCCUAUGCUCUGAGUAUUACGGAUUCAAACAAUAAAACAGAUUCAUCCACUCUCUUGAUGUUGGACAACAUUGAGAAUAAUUCUUUGUCCAGUGCACAGCAACAGUUUGCAAACAUAGCAAAGGACAAUUUAGAGAAGUAUUUCAACAGAAAGGAUGGAGAUUUACAUACAAUGAUAGACAUUAUUCAAAACAUGGUUACAACUUUACCACAAAUGGAACAGGGAAAGGAGAUAAAACAGCUUAUUGUAAAUGCAGCACACCACAGUGUUACCAGAGCAUAUCUGCAGUGUUUAAUGCAGAGAAAGUACAAAAAACUGGAAAAGAGAUGGAAUGAUGUGGAAAAGAGAAUAAUGCAGGAUGCUGAAUAUUUCCACUGUAACUUUGCACAGAAUGGAAGUGACAAUGAGUUGAAAACAGUCCUGCUGAAAAUGGCUGAGAUUCUGCAGUGCCGUAAUGUAGAUACUCUUAAGCUUCUCUGCUCAGGACUGUACAUCACAUUCCCUAAGGAGAGUGAGGAGUACGUACCCGCCCUGCUGCACUGGAGAGGGGAAUUGUCAAGACGACAGAUUAAGAAUGUAAUUGAUCUACAAGAAUCCAUCCAUCCAUCCAUCCAUCCAUCCGUAAACGCUUAUCCUGUGCAGGAUCACAGGCAAGCUGGAGCCUAUCCCAACUGAAUAUGGGCGAGAGGCAGGGUAUUUCACUGGGAGUUUAACGUUCCUUAGUGAACAGGUCUGUGGGGAGAGGUCAAACAAAGUAAUCCUAAAGAUCGCAUGAAAGGUACAAAGCAAUUAAGUGUACACUGCCCAGAUUAGGGUUACCAAAAGCCAACCCUGGACCCAGACCUCUGUCUACAUCAGUGGCGGCUCCUGAAUUUUUUUUCAGGGGGGGCAAUUUUCCCCCGUUAUGUCUACACGGACCGUAAAUGUCCACAGGACUGAAGUAAAUUGACCUACAGUAGGUAGCAAAUCAAUUGGCCGUACUUGUUUUUGCCUGGUAAAUUCAGAUAUCAAUAUAGACUCUCUCUUCUCUCCACUAGGUGGCAACACUAAACAAGUUAAAGGCGGCAAACUAAGGUAGCCUAGUAAACUAGAUCCACCCGCCUAGCGGCCAAAAAUAUUUUUGCCAAAUAUUCACAUUUAGUCUGGCUUGCCAGGCUAAAACUAAGGAAGAUUCAUUGUGAAGCCUUCAAAGCAAAACAUUUGGCAUCACAAUCAAUUAAUAUUACAUUACUCAUUUAUUUUCUCAUAUUAUUUCCAGUAUUCUAUAAUAAGUAGACACAUUCUUAAUUAUAAACAUAUUCUAAUUUCUUCAAUUCUAAAGAAUGCAAUUAAA
This is a messenger RNA of Neoarius graeffei (lesser salmon catfish), 2396 nucleotides long. RefSeq names its product exocyst complex component 3. Gene Ontology annotation, cellular component: exocyst. The transcript has 11 exons. Gene Ontology annotation, biological process: exocyst localization; exocytosis. Bases 35 to 1738 code for a protein of 567 amino acids. NCBI's taxonomy places the organism in Eukaryota, Metazoa, Chordata, Actinopteri, Siluriformes, Ariidae. Gene Ontology annotation, molecular function: SNARE binding. The record is from RefSeq and is a predicted model, not a curated record.